AUGGUGUUUGACAAGGAGGAAAGUGUCUCCCUUGUGCCUCUCCAGUCCAAAGGGAAGCAGAGGGUCUGCGCCGGGUGCAACCGGAGGAUCAUGGACCGCUUUAUGCUAGAGGCUCUGGACAGGUACUGGCACGAGGACUGUCUGAAGUGUGCCUGCUGUGACUGUCGCCUGGGUGACGUGGGCUCCACCCUCUACACCAGAGCCAACCUCAUCCUCUGUCACAAGGACUACCUGAGGCUCUUUGGGAUGACGGGGAACUGUGCAGCUUGCAGUAAGGUGAUCCCGGCCUUUGAGAUGGUGAUGAGAGCCAGGGAGAAUGUCUACCACUUGGACUGCUUUGCCUGCCAGCUGUGCAGCCAGAGAUUUUGCGUGGGAGACAAGUUUUUCCUGAAGAACAACAUGAUACUGUGCCAGCUGGACUACGAGGGGGGGCAUCAGAAUGGAAACUCUGCUGAUCAGGCUCUGUAG
Salvelinus namaycush (lake trout) is the source of this 468-nucleotide messenger RNA. Its product is annotated as rhombotin-1-like. Gene Ontology annotation, biological process: positive regulation of transcription by RNA polymerase II. Lineage: Eukaryota; Metazoa; Chordata; Actinopteri; Salmoniformes; Salmonidae. The record is from RefSeq and is a predicted model, not a curated record. Gene Ontology annotation, molecular function: transcription coactivator activity; DNA-binding transcription factor binding. The transcript has 4 exons. Gene Ontology annotation, cellular component: nucleus. Bases 1 to 468 code for a protein of 155 amino acids.